Carica papaya (papaya) is the source of this 1292-nucleotide messenger RNA. RefSeq names its product putative pectinesterase 14. Gene Ontology annotation, molecular function: pectinesterase activity. The record is from RefSeq and is a predicted model, not a curated record. NCBI's taxonomy places the organism in Eukaryota, Viridiplantae, Streptophyta, Magnoliopsida, Brassicales, Caricaceae. Gene Ontology annotation, biological process: cell wall modification; pectin catabolic process.
AUGAGAACCAAAACAAAUUCCUCUUGGCUUUUUGCCUUUGCCAUUGCACUCCUCUCAAUCAUAUUAGCUCUAUAUUCCGUCCUUCCUUCCUCCAUGACCAACAUUGUUGUUAACACUACUUCUCAUAAUACCCUGGACUUGUCUGUUAUUAGAAGUGUUGCAAGACAAGGCGGCAUGGAAGAUUUCUUAUCUCUUUUAAUGAAGAUUAUGUUGAGAAAGCACCAUACUAGAAUGCAGUAUAAGAUUGAAUGUGAUGGAAGAAAGUGGAGCUCUAGCCUUAUGUCUCAGUACAACGUGUCACUUGUUUUAACAGUUGGGUUAAACGGGUGUGCAAAUUUUACUAGUGUCCAGAAGGCAGUAGAUGUUGUUCUGGAUUUUACUCCACUCAAGACUUUGAUUCUAAUCGAUUCUGGUACUUACAGGGAGAAGGUAACAGUUCAUGCUACCAAGACAAACAUAAUCUUUCAAGGUCAAGGCUACUCAAACACAGCUAUAUCGUGGAAUGACACUGCAAAUUCCACUGGAGGAACAACCAAUAGUGCUUCAGUUUCUAUCUUUGCUCCAAAUUUUACCGCUUAUAAUAUCAGCUUCGAGAACACAGCUCCAGAGCCAGACCCGGGCGAAAUUGGGGGUCAAGCAGUGGCACUUAGAAUAGGAGGUGAUCAAGCUGCAUUUUAUGGAUGUGGGUUUUUUGGUGCUCAAGACACCCUUCAUGAUGAUAAAGGAAGACACUAUUUCAAAGAAUGUUUUAUUCAAGGAUCAAUUGAUUUCAUCUUUGGAAAUGGUAGAUCAUUAUAUGAGGAUUGCACCAUUGAGUCAAUAGCAAAAGAAGGAUUUGGUGGGGUUAGUGGGUGCAUCACGGCUCAGGCCAGAGAGUCAAUGAGCGAGGAAACAGGCUUCUCCUUUGUGAGUUGUGCGAUUAGUGGAUGUGGGCAGGUCUGGCUCGGACGAGCUUGGGGAGCUUAUGCCACUGUCGUCUUCUCGAAAACAUAUAUGUCUUCGACUGUUUCUCCGGAUGGAUGGAACGACUGGACAGAUCCCAUGAGAGACCAGACAGUAUACUUCGGAGAAUAUGAAUGCUUUGGAGCUGGAGCAGACCAUAAACAUAGAGUUUCAUAUGGAAAACAACUUCUGCAAAAUGAAGCAGCUCCAUUCAUGGAUGUUUCAUACAUUGAUGGGAAUCAGUGGCUCCUUCAUCAAAACAUUACUCUCUCUACUUCUCCUCACCAUUAUGAUCAAGAUAAUGUUGUACCCAACAUGUAAACACUUAAAAAACAUAAUUGUAGUUAAUA